GAGAGAUUCAUCCCCUUUUGCCAGACACAAAAAUCUCAACCAAACACGGCCUUGAGGGGCCAUUAAUGUAAUUCAUUGAGUGAGUCCUUCCUCUCUACAAUGUAGUUACAUAUAUAUAUAUAUAAAAGCACUCUCACUCUCACUCUCACUCUAACACAGACCCACAAAUAUAGAUAUAUAUAUAUAUAUUGUGAAAAUGGUGGAGAAGUAUGUAUGGAAUAGGAAUUGGUGGAGAUGUAGUAGUAGUGUUUGGUUAAGGGUAAUUAUGGUAAUUUGGGUAGUAAUGUGGAGUGAGAAAAUUGAGAGAGUGAGGGGAGGAGGAGGAGGAAAUGAGGUGAAGAUUAGUGGGAAUGUUUCAGAAGCAGAAGAUGCAGCAAACUUCAGAAUAUACUAUGGCCAGACCUUUAAAGUCAUCAAGAAUGGCUUUGAUGGCAAGAGUUAUCUUCUCAUUCAGAACAAUUCAAAGAUGGCAACGAAAACAAAAUAUUGCACUUCAAGGAUAAAGUCAUUCGUCAUUCCAUUAUCCAAUUAUUCCAUUGACGCCGACUAUUUUCCAGUUUCCUUCUUCGAGCUUCUAGGACUCUUAGGAAGUUUAAAGGGUGUGACGACGGAUUAUGUGGCAUCUCAAUGCGUGUUGAAGCUAUACAACGACGGCCAGCUUCAGCUUAUGAACAAAAGCGAGCCGCAGCAGCUGACUAAAUUUGCAGCGCACUUUAUCGCCAACACGGAUCAGCAACAAUGGUGCAACUUCGCCACAUUUCUCCCGGCCGGGGAGGAGACUGCUCUACAGAGAGCUGAAUGGAUCAAGUACCUUGGGGUUUUUGCAAAUAUGGAAACACGAGCAAAUCAAGUCUAUGAUACGAUCAAGCAGAAUUAUAUGUGCUUAAGCAAAUAUGCAGCUAGCAAGAAAGCAUUAUUCAAGCCGAUCGUUGCUUGGAUGGCGUUCAAAGAUGGAGUGUGGUCGUUCACGAAAGAGACAUACAAGCUAAAGUAUGUUGAGGAUUCGGGCGGGGAAAACAUCGAUGACUCCAUCAGCAAAAUCACAUAUAACAUUUCGAUACCAGAUGACUUGGAAGCAUUUCAUGCCAUUUUAUGUACUUUGGACGUUGUAAUUGAUGAGACAUAUGUGCCCGACCCUUCGGCGUACAAUGCCUCCUCGUUUCUUCAAAACUUGAGCGUCGAGGAUCAAUCUUGCUUUGGUUUCAUGGCGAACCAAAGCCUAUGGAGAUUCGACAAAAGGAUUCAAAAUUCAGUGAUUCUUGAUUGGUAUGAUGGAGCAAUCUCUCAGCCUCAUCUUGUUCUUGCUGAUCUCAUUGAAGCUUUGUUUCCUUCCGGAAACUACACCACAAUGUAUUUUAGAAAUAUCGCCAAGGAGGAAGGGGUUUUGAAUCUUGGUGCAGAUAUGUGCGAUAGAGACAGCUCCAUUCCGAUGAACCCUGUAAUUGUUGCUUGCUGAACUUCUUCCAUCACAGUUUUUCAAAUUUCUUUGAUCUGAUACACUCCUAUAAACUUUAAUAUGAUUUGAUUGUAUGUUAACGAAUUCAUUUAAUUUGUACGAGACGAAGAAAGUGUGAUUGUUUGUGGGUUUUGGUUUUGAAUUUAAUUUGGAUUUUGAAUAAUAAAAUUUUAAAUAAAAUACUUG
Messenger RNA from Andrographis paniculata, 1642 nucleotides. RefSeq lists its product as uncharacterized. The transcript is spliced from 11 exons. Bases 197 to 1456 code for a protein of 419 amino acids. Lineage: Eukaryota; Viridiplantae; Streptophyta; Magnoliopsida; Lamiales; Acanthaceae. The record is from RefSeq and is a predicted model, not a curated record.